CAGUGGGAUAUAGUGGCCGAGGUCGGCCCAGAGGCCGAGGAUUCCGUGGUAGAAGAAUGGCACCUUACUCAUGCCGAGCCCGCCGGCCACGAGGUGCUCGAAUUAGUUCAUAUCAUAGUCCUGAUAAUGUUGAAGAGGCCAGCUCAGAUGACUCUACCCAACCCCCAAGCCAUCCAUGGGAGCCACCAUGUGCGAUCACAACACUGGAGGCAGAGCCUAACAGAGUCACAUCACCUAGUAUAAGGCCGGAGACAAGAACGGAUCAGAGCGGUGUGGAUGCCCCAACAGAGCCUAACAGAGUGAGCGCACCCAAUAUAGAGGCAGAGCCUGCAAGAGUUGAAAUUGGUGUGGACGUCCCCACGGAGCCAGCUCAAGUGACCUCACAUGAUAUAGAGGCAGAGCCUGCAGGAGUUCAGAUCGGUGAGGACAUUCCCAUGGAGCCUGUACCAAACCAGGCUCAGAGGAGACGUGGACGUGGCCCAGCUAAGUGCACUGAAUUUGAAAAAUUGCGGAAGCAUGGAAAGGUGCUGCUGAAGAUAAAUAAUGGAGAAACAGCACCAUGCUGCUCAAACGCCAACAUGUUUACAACACGAUUAACAUGGAUAGUCAAACAUCAUUGUGACAUGAGUUAUGCAAGGUGGAGCGAUGUACCCCAAGCACAUAAGGAUGAGUUAAUCGAUCGUGUUCGGGGGGAUUUUGAACUUGAUUGGGAAAUGGAGAACCAUCGAUUGACUGUAACGAAACAACUUCGGAAGCGAUUUAAUGCUUUCCACCAUGAAUUGCAUAGGAUAUAUUUAUCAUAUGCCAGCCAUGACGAAGCAUUGGCUAACGGCAUAGUUUUGGUCAGCCCCCUUGUUUGGGUGAAGCUAUGUGGUAGAUGGGGUAGCGAGGCCUUCAAGAAAUUAUCUACUAAAAACCGGGAGAGUAGGAAGAGGCUGGUUAUUAACCACACAGCAGGUCGCAAAUCCUUUGUGCGGAUUUUUGAAGAGAAGGGACAAAGCAUCUUGUCCAUAUUGAAACGAUUCAGAGCAUUUAUUUGUUAUUCUAAUAAAUACCGGGAUUAA
Messenger RNA from Carya illinoinensis, 1064 nucleotides. RefSeq lists its product as uncharacterized. The record is from RefSeq and is a predicted model, not a curated record. Lineage: Eukaryota; Viridiplantae; Streptophyta; Magnoliopsida; Fagales; Juglandaceae. Bases 57 to 1064 code for a protein of 335 amino acids. The transcript has 7 exons.